AUGCCUGCAGAAAGAGAGGAUGAGAUUUGUCGAAAGGCGCUGGAACUGCUCUCCGACCUGUGCUCCAAGGGAGAGGUGCAGGACGCCAACUGCCUGGAUUUCAUCUACUACUUCAGGGACUUGGCCAGACCGCGUUACACGGACUCAGAUGUAUCGGUGAGCCUGUUGUCCCUGCUGGUGACCACCUGUGGUCUGGCGCUCUUCAGCGUCUCCCUCUUUGUCUCAUGGAAGUUGUGCUGGGUGCCACUGAGUGGCCGUUUCUUCCCAGAUGUCCUCAAGGGGGCACACUUCCUGGGAGGAGACCAGCAGCCCGUCCUCACAGAGGUGGACGGGGACGAAAGAGAGUACAGCGAGGAUGGCUGUGUGAAAGAGCCUUCAGGGCUGCCCUCGGCUGUGACUGUCCCAGAGUCGGCUCUAAAGAUAAGCCACACGUCACCUGACAUCCCGCUGGAGACCCAGACCAAGGUGGAGAAAAACCAGGUUCACACUCUGGCCAGGGACAGGGUCCAGAGACAGAUUACUGAGCCUACCUCGUCUGUACGGCACAAUUCCAUCCGUCGUCAGAUGAACUUGUCCAAUCCGGACUUCAACCCUGCUCAGUUCCAGCGCCAGGAGUCUCUGUCCGGUCUGGGCCGAAUCAAACCAGAGCUCUACAAGCAGCGCUCGGUGGACGCAGAAGAUGGUCGCCGCGCUGACAGCUGCGGGCGUCUCAACUUCAUCCUGAAGUUUGACUUUGACCUUGAGCAGCUGAUCGUGAAGAUCCACAAGGCCCAGGACCUUCCUGCCAAGGACUUCUCAGGGACCUCCGAUCCUUAUGUCAAGAUCUACCUGCUGCCCGACCGCAAAACCAAGCACCAGACCAAGGUGCACCGCAAGACACUCAACCCAGUGUUCGACGAGGUGUUUCUCUUUCCCGUAGCAUACGCCGAGCUGACGAGUCGUAAGCUGCACUUCAGCGUCUACGACUUUGACAGGUUCUCUCGCCACGAUUUGAUUGGCCAAGUGGUGGUGGACAACUUCCUGGAUCUCGCCGACUUUCCUCGGGAGACAAAACUGUGCCGGGACAUACAAUACGUAACCUCGGACAAUGUGGACCUGGGAGAGCUGAUGUUCUCAUUGUGCUAUCUCCCCACGGCUGGCAGGCUCACCAUCACCAUGAUCAAAGCCAGAAAUCUCAAAGCCAUGGACAUCACUGGAGCUUCAGAUCCGUAUGUGAAGGUGUCGCUGAUGUGUGACGGCCGGAGGCUAAAGAAGAGGAAGACGUCGACCAAGCGGAACACUUUGAACCCGGUGUACAAUGAAGCCAUUGUGUUCGAUGUUCCUCCUGAGAACAUCGACCAGAUCAGCCUGCUCAUAGCUGUCAUGGACUAUGAUCGGGUUGGACAUAAUGAAGUGAUCGGAGUGUGCAGGGUGGGCAAUGAGGCCGAGAGUCUGGGGCGAGACCACUGGAGCGAGAUGCUGACGUACCCACGGAAGCCCAUUGCACACUGGCACCCACUCAUAGAGUGGGUCGGGCAGGGAGCGGUGGGGAGUGGAAGUCAAGGAGGAUCCACUAAUUCCCUGAAGACACCACCAUCACCCUGACCACACACACACACACACGCAAAGCCUCAGGGUGGUAGAUGGAUGGAUGAUGGACCUGCAAUCGGUCCAGCCGAAAUGUUUAUGUUUAAGGUGUGACUAACAAGCGACUGCAGCAGCACCAUCAGCUUAAAAGCCAUUACUCACUCUGGUGUGUCAUUAGACUGAACGAGGCGUCGGCGUGCUAAGGCUAAUCCACUCUUUUUACUUCACGACCAAAAAAAACACUUAACUACAUUCCAACUGAACUACUACAGCGCUUUCAUUUUGUCAUUCAGAGUUGUUACUGACAGUAUUAACAGGUUGAGAUUAUCUAACAGCUUCUUUUUUUUAAAUUUUUUUUAGCAAAUGGCAGUUCGUGGACCAAAAUUAUACAUUUCUAGGCCACCGUGUGAAGCUGUAAACUUGUGAUUUGUGCGAGUGAUCAAGUAUCAUAGAUGAAGUAAGAGUUAGGUGAAAUAAGAAACGACACAGAUGGCCAUUCCAGUUUACAUCAACAAAACGUCCCGCUCUUUUGCGAGCUCGGCGGCUGGGUCAAACACUCGCACCGCUCAUGCAUCAUUAAAGUUGCUGCCUGUCCUCCGUGGCGGCCACGCCGGACGGCACAUUUUCUUAGUGUACACUUAAGUUUUUUUUCUUCUGUGGGCGACUUUCCCACGGAAAACCUCCUGUAAAGAUAUGAGCUGAAGAGGAUUUGCUCCAAGAAUGUGUGAAGCAGCUGACAUAGUGUUUUAUUUACUGCAUGUUGAGUUGUCAUACGUCGUCGACAGGGGUGUGGUCAAAAUAAAGGAAACACAGGUGGGUGUUGUGGUGGCAGUGGAAGGGGCAAGAUCUUCCGGCGAAAGGACAUUGAUGAUAAUGUAACGUGCCAAUUAAAGAACACCUUGAGGCUUUAAAGUGAAGUGCAUUAAAGUGUCAAUGUGUAAACUAAUGGAGCAACAUUUCAGUGUUUGGCAUGUUAACCACACAAACCCUUAGGACAAGAGAUUUAUUUUCUAUAGAUGGACAUUUAGCCUCUGAACAGAUUGUCAAUUAGAAGUAAACAAAUGCCUCCCACCAUGUAGCCUUCACGACUUAACAAAAAGGAGAAAAAAAGAAAGCGAAAAUCAGCAACUAACCACAGAAGCUAAGUAAUUUGAUGCUUCUUAAAAAAUUACCAACAGAAUAAAGCAUCACCAAGGUGAUCAUCAGACUGAAACUGAUCCAUUAAAGAAAUGGCUUGAUACAGAAGUAAAUAUUUAAAUGAAUACAUUCAAAAAUGAAUUCAUUAAUAAUAAGAAUGGAAAAAGAGAUAAGAAAAUAAUUUUACUUGAAUUAAUACAAAGGUAAAUGGACUCAGAGGCAAAUUAGAACAGUGAUAUGAAUGUCUCAGUUUUAUAAAUGAAUGCCUACAUUUAUUUUCAACAUUAUUUUUUGUGCAUUUAACAGAGUAUGAAAUUAUAUAUUGAGUCAUCUAUUCGUUAUUGUUCUGUCAGUUUUAGUCCUCCAUGCUGUAGCCCACAAAAUCACACAUUGCAAAGCAAAACAAAUACUGUAUUAUAGUCAGAGACACCUAUUUUUUACUUAUGCCAUGGUACAAAAACAAAAACACUCAGCCAGUUCAUACAUGUAGAACUGGUGUCUUCUCCAGGAUGUCAGCUGAGUGCAGACAGGUUCCUCCCUGGACACAGAGCUCUCUGGAGCCUUAAAACACAUCAGCAGAUUCUUAUCUGCAGCAGCUGCUGAUAUGGCUCCUGUAUUUUGCUCCAUUCUCACAGAGUUUAUCAAUACUUUUUUAUUUAAAAUACUGAAAAGAACAAACACAGGAAAGCUCUGUGUUUAUUUAAACAUUUAACCAUCAUUUCUAUUGGUAAAAGUAACAUUCUCACAGAAUUACAACCAGUGCUCUAAUGCUGCAAGUUUACCAAGUUUCAUGGGUUGUAGAGAGUUUGAGGCAUUGGAUCAAACAACUAAACUUGGCCUCAACAAAACACAUCUUUGACAUAUAAUCAUCCUUUGAAGUUGUUAUGAAAGCAGAACAUUUACUCUCCUUUUAGCUCGGUUUUUGGUCUCCACCAACUCGUGAGGGAAGUGCGCAGCUCUUUAGCUGCUAAAUGCUCCAUGCCUUUUCAAAAAGAGUGGUUUAGAUAUUCUGGUUAAACCAUUACAUGUUUUUUUAAUUGUUUGUUUUUUCCCCCAUGUGACCUCUUAGCAAUGUCAACAGAUUCUUCUCAGGAUGAACUCUGAGAAAUUAUCAUUAAUCAAAACUAAUAUAAAGACUGAAGUAAAAAGAACCAAGUCAGACAUAAAUACAUGAUAGAAUUUUCAGUUGCUGAUCAUUCAGCUAGAGACCAGAGUUUAAAUACUUGUGCCUUUCAAUAUUAAUCGCACAUGGCUCCCAUUUAGAAAGAAAUCCAACAAAUAAUAACGGAAUCAUUCGGAAUCCAGCUGCCAGCAGUGACUGGUCUUUCCUUUGCCAUGAAAUGAGGAUCUCUGCAAACACACAUGCAGGAGCCCUGUCAUAACAGGACUUGCAUUCAUGUUUUUUUUUUUUUUUUCCUUUAUUCGGACCACACCCUGCAAUUAUUUUGAUAAGCCAGUGUCUGUUUUUGAAACUGAGAUUAUUACCAGUAUUGUUUCUGUCUUUGUGGACACUGUCACAGAUAACAAUGACGAUUUAUUAUGUGUUUGUAGGUACAAUGCAUGCAUCAUUUUCUGUGAGUCUUUUUUAAACUCCUCUCCUGUUGUGAGAUACUAAUCAAACUGUAAACACAAGAUGUAUUAUGAACCUACGGCAGAUUGUGUAAAUUGUCCAUUCAGAUGUUAUUAAUAAAUAUUUCUAUAUA
This is a messenger RNA of Acanthopagrus latus (yellowfin seabream), 4406 nucleotides long. RefSeq names its product synaptotagmin IXb (gene syt9b). Gene Ontology annotation, cellular component: dense core granule; membrane. Gene Ontology annotation, biological process: calcium-ion regulated exocytosis; cellular response to calcium ion; regulation of calcium ion-dependent exocytosis. The record is from RefSeq and is a predicted model, not a curated record. The transcript has 8 exons. The coding region runs from base 1 to 1584 and encodes 527 amino acids. Gene Ontology annotation, molecular function: calcium-dependent phospholipid binding; clathrin binding; phosphatidylserine binding. NCBI's taxonomy places the organism in Eukaryota, Metazoa, Chordata, Actinopteri, Spariformes, Sparidae.